Megalobrama amblycephala (Wuchang bream) is the source of this 942-nucleotide messenger RNA. Its product is annotated as complement C1q-like protein 4. The coding region runs from base 247 to 771 and encodes 174 amino acids. The transcript is spliced from 3 exons. NCBI's taxonomy places the organism in Eukaryota, Metazoa, Chordata, Actinopteri, Cypriniformes, Xenocyprididae. The record is from RefSeq and is a predicted model, not a curated record. Gene Ontology annotation, molecular function: protein binding.
CUGGAAACCUUUGUGUUUGUCGUCCAGCAGCAGGUAGAUGGAGGACUCAAUGAGAAUGAGAUCAGUCAACAGAUCAGCUCUGAGGACGGAAGACAGAAUCCACCUCAAACAGACACUUUGAGAGCCGAAGCUUCAACUGACAGCCAACAAAACUGCAAUCUGUGCUUCCCUGACAUCCAUGCAGCACUGAGAGAACUGACCGCCACUGUUACAGAGCAGAAAGCGAUCAACAGAGAACUGACUGCAAUGGUUACAGAGCAGAAAGCAAUCAACCAAGCUUUAGAGAUGCGAUUGACGAAUGCUGAGCAGGCUGUAGAACAACAGACAUUUAUCCUGAAAGAGCUGAAGAAGAAAAAUGAUGAUAGAGAGAUUGCUUUUUCAGCUUCAGUGAUGCAAUCUGGCAGUGGAUUUAUUGGUCCUUUCACCAAUGAAAUCACAUUAACCUACAGGAAUGUCUUCACAAACAUAGGCAAUGCCUACAACCCAAUUACAGGUAUUUUCACAGCCCCACUAAAAGGAGUGUACAUGUUCGGAAUCUCUGUAUAUGGUCGUCCCGGAAAUGCAGCAACUGCAGCUAUUAUUAAGAAUGGAAAGCAGGCAGUUGUAGCAGAUGCUAAUCAGCCUCAGAAUGUGUUCAGCUCCUCGAACGGAGUUGUGUUGCUCCUGGAGGUUGGAGAUGUCGUCUAUGUGAGACUUUGGUCUGACAGGAGGAUAUUUGAUGACCAUAAUAACCUCAACACUUUCAGUGGUUACAUACUGUUUCCCUUAUGAAUGUGAUUUAAGGAUGAAGAAUCAUUGACAUAUGAGUCUACAUUAAUGAGGAAUAAUGUGUGUUUGAAUUUUGCACUAGACUACUGUAUAAAAGUCAGUGUAAUACAUUAUACUCAUAAGUUCUGAGCUGUCUAUAUAUGCCUGUUUGUAUCAAGAGUUUGGAAGCUGAGA